AUGUCUGAGUUUAAUCUACAAUCAACCAUCCAAUCAACUAUCUCAUUCUUAAAAAAUCAAUUUAUAACAUGGUAUGGAUUAAUUUUCAUUUCAAUAUCAUUAUAUUUUAUAAUUUUAUACAUUAAAAGAGUUAUAUUUAGAAAAAAACAUGGAUGUGAAGAACCACCAAUAUAUCCAGAUGGUGGGUUUUUAGGUAUAAAAUUAGGUUAUGAUUUACAAUAUUAUAAAAAAACCGGAGAAUUAAUUGAUUUUCCAUUAAAAUUAUAUAAAAAAUAUGGUAAUAUUCCAACUUUUAGUGCUUAUUUAUUUGGAGUUAGAGUUGUUGUUACAAUUGAACCAGAAAAUUUAAAAGCUUUAUUAGCAACACAAUUUAAUGAUUUUAGUUUAGGUACAAGACAUGCACAUUUUGCUCCUUUAUUAGGUGAUGGAAUCUUUACAUUAGAUGGUAAUGGAUGGAAAGAUUCAAGAGCAAUGUUAAGACCUCAAUUUGCAAGAGAACAAAUAGCUCAUGUUCAAAUUAUUGAACCUCAUUUACAAAUUUUAAAAAAACAUAUUUUAAAAAAUAAAGGUAAGGUUUUUGAUAUUCAAGAAUUAUUUUUUAGAUUAACUGUUGAUACAAGUACUGAAUUUUUAUUUGGAGAAAGUGUUCAUUCAUUAUAUGAUGAUUCUAUUGGAUUAAAAUGUGAUGAUCAAGUUGCUGGUUUUGCUGAAGCUUUUAAUGAAGCUCAAAAAUCAUUAGCUGUUAGAACUUAUUUACAAGUGCUUUAUUUUUUAUAUAAUCCUCCAUCAUUUUGGAAAAAUACUAAAAUUGUUCAUAAUUUUGCAAAAACUUUUGUUAAUAAAGCUUUGAGUUUAACACCUGAACAAUUAGAAAAACAAGAAGGUUAUACAUUUUUAUAUGAAUUAGUUAAACAUACAAGAAACCCCAUUGUUUUACAAGAUCAAUUAUUAAAUAUUUUAGUUGCUGGUAGAGAUACAACUGCAGGAUUAUUAAGUUUUUGCUUUUUUGAAUUAUCAAGACAUCCUGAAAUUUGGUCAAAAUUAAAAGAAGAAAUUUAUUCAAAUUUUGGAUAUGGAGAUAAUAUAAAUUUAGAAUCAAUUACUUUUGAAACUUUAAAAAAAUGUAAUUAUUUAAAAUGGGUGCUUAAUGAAACUUUAAGAUUAUAUCCUUCAGUUCCCAUAAAUUUUAGAGUUGCAACUAAAGAUACUACAUUACCAGUUGGUGGUGGUAAAAAUGGUCAAUCACCAGUAUUUGUUGGAAAAGGAACAACAGUAGCAUAUUCUCCUUAUGUUUUACAAAGAAUGGAAAAUUAUUAUGGAAAAGAUGCAGAAGAAUUUAAACCAGAAAGAUGGGAAAAUUUAGGUAAAUUAGGUUGGGCUUAUUUACCUUUUAAUGGUGGUCCCAGAAUUUGUUUAGGUCAACAAUUUGCUUUAACUGAAGCAAGUUAUGUUAUUGUUAGAUUAACUCAAAUGUUUCCAAAUUUAAUAAGUGGUGAUUCUUCACCAGAUCCUUGUAGAAAAUUAAUUCAUUUAACUAUGAGUCAUAUGGAUGGUGUAUUUAUUAAAAUGGAUGAAAAAGAAUAA
Lodderomyces pseudojiufengensis is the source of this 1584-nucleotide messenger RNA. Its product is annotated as cytochrome P450. The coding region runs from base 1 to 1584 and encodes 527 amino acids. The record is from RefSeq and is a predicted model, not a curated record. The transcript has a single exon. NCBI's taxonomy places the organism in Eukaryota, Fungi, Ascomycota, Pichiomycetes, Serinales, Debaryomycetaceae. Gene Ontology annotation, molecular function: heme binding; iron ion binding; oxidoreductase activity, acting on paired donors, with incorporation or reduction of molecular oxygen, reduced flavin or flavoprotein as one donor, and incorporation of one atom of oxygen.